Molecule: messenger RNA, 1254 nt
Organism: Emiliania huxleyi CCMP1516
Lineage: Eukaryota; Haptophyta; Isochrysidales; Noelaerhabdaceae
Exons: 9
Coding region: 23-964 (313 amino acids)
Biological process (GO): protein phosphorylation; G1/S transition of mitotic cell cycle; regulation of G2/M transition of mitotic cell cycle
Cellular component (GO): cyclin-dependent protein kinase holoenzyme complex; nucleus; cytoplasm
Molecular function (GO): cyclin binding; cyclin-dependent protein serine/threonine kinase activity; ATP binding
Source: RefSeq, a predicted model, not a curated record
GACGAGCAGCUCUGCGUGCAUCAUGAACGACGCCAGCGCAUCGUUCCGGCUGUGGAAGAGGGGUCAGAAGCUCGGCGAGGGGACCUUUGGCGAGGUGUACAUAGCGACGCACGAGCGGACCGGCGAGACGGCCGCGCUCAAAAAGAUCAAGCUCGAGUGCGAGGACGAGGGCGUGCCGGGCACCACGCUGCGCGAGGUCUCCCUGCUCAAGGAGCUGCAGCACCCGAAUGUCGUCCAGCUCAAGGACGUGUUCUACAUGCCCAACGACAACAAGCUGUACCUAUGCUUCGAGUACUGCGACUACGACCUCAAAAAGUACAUGAAGUCGCUGCAGUACAGGUUGAGCGCCGCCUGCAUCAAGUCGUUCACGUACCAAAAGAUCCCCGGGCUCAAAUGGUGCCACUCGCACCGGAUCUUCCACCGCGACCUCAAGCCGCAGAACGUGCUCGUCGACCCGAAGCGCGGCACGCUCAAGCUGGCAGACUUUGGGCUCGCGCGCGCCUUCACCGUGCCGCUGCGCACGUACACGCACGAGGUGGUGACGCUCUGGUACCGCGCGCCGGAGAUCCUGCUCGGCGCCAAGCAGUACUCGUGCCCCGUCGACAUCUGGUCCGUCGGCACCAUCAUCCCGGAGAUGGUGACGGGCCACCCGCUCCUGCCCGGCGACUCGGAGAUCGACGAGCUCUUCAAGAUCUUCCGGCUGCUCGGCACCCCGACCGAGAACAUGUGGCAGGGCGUCUCUCAGCUCCCCGACUUCAAGUCCAACUUCCCGAAGUGGAGCCCAAAGACGAUGCGCGAGGCGAUGCCGCACCCGGACCGGCUCGACGACAACGGCGUCGACCUGGUCGCGCAGAUGCUCGCCUAUACGCCCAACGAGCGCAUCGUCGCCAAGGACGCGCUCAACCACCCCUACUUCGCGGACCUCAACAAGGAGACCGUCGGCACGAUCCCGCUCCCGUUGUAGCGGCCCUCGCCGCCGCUCGCCGCUCGCCGCUCGUCUUGGAGACGCGGCCGUGCGCGGCGCGCGAAACCCGUACGACUGAGCUCGGCCCUUGCCGAGCGCCGCAAUAGCUGCGGCACGAGACAACAACCGAACGCGUGCCCUCGACUCUCGUAAUUACAAUCUCGUGUAUCUGUCGCGCCCCCGCAUCCCUCGAGCGGGCCAGAGAACAAAUGUGUCUGCAUAUACACUGCAGUGUCGUGUAAGCAUCCGUAUUGUGGUGCAUCCCCGUUGCAUUGAGCAUGUAAUCAUAC